CGGGUUAGCAGCGCCACCAACAGGAAGUUUUGGUAAAGUGGAAGUAGAAAGCGAAGGUGCUGUACUUCACAAAACAGCAUGAUGCUAUGGACUUAUAUUUAGUGUAGAAGAUAUUAACUAUGGAAGAAUGAUGCAUUAGUUUCCGCCAUAUCAUUUCAGCACGGCAUUGAUUGCGUUGGUCGAAUCGUCAGUACGAGUCCACCAUGUUACAGCAGAUUCUCCAGACGAUGACCGUCGACCCUGACCUCCUGUCAGAGCUGUCGGACGAACAGAAGGCCAUACUGUUUGUCAAGAUACGGGAGGAACAAGUCCGGAGGUACAAUGAGUUUGAGAAGAAGAAUCAAGAUGACCGGAUCCCAAGGAAACCCAAGAAAGGGAGAAUGAACGUGGACUUUCUGUUGGGCAAGAACGGCAGGGAGUGGGUCUGGGUGAUGGGAGAACACAAACACGACAGGUCUAUAGAGGAGAUGAUCGAGUUAGAGAUUCAGGAGAGUGCACUCAAAGAGGCCGAGCGCGAGAUCGAGGAGAUCAGAAAUGAAAUGUGGUGAUAAUAAACAGUGUUCCGAGGUCCAAAGAAAAAAUACAAAACAGGAGCAGAGGAAACAUGGACCUCUACAAAAAUUAGAGGUAGGAUCAGGUGGCAUGAAGGAGUCAGCAUUUUCUGCUGAACGGUCCUGACAUUGUAUGACUUUUGGAGUUUAGUGUUUGAUUGUGUAAAUAAUGCAACAAAUCUUGACUUCUUACUGAUUUUAUGCAAUGGUCAAAAUGCAGCAAAAACAUUUUACCUUUGGAAAAUUUGAAUGCCUCGUAAACAUCAUACUAAGGUUUUUUUGGUCUAGAGUCAAAAGACCUACAUAUUAUGUCAUUUGUGUAGUUUUAAUUCUUUGUUUAAAAUGGGUUGUUUAAGAUUUCAUUGAUAUUUAAAUGUUUAUUUUAAUUCUUAUUUUGUAGUUUUAACUUGUUAAAAGUUUAUCAAUAACAUGUACACUCAUAUGAAAAGUUACUGUAAUGAAAUUUUUGUUUUGAGUUGGUCAGACGAAUCAGAAGUUUCAUGUACUAUUUGAUUUUAGCCUAUAUUUAAGCUUUGGCUUUCUGAUAUAUCAUUAAGCAAUGUCAAUGUCAUAGUUGGAGUCAAGGAUUUCAAAUGUCCAUAUCUUCAAUAAGAUUGAAAGUAAGGUCAUAAUCCUCAUCCAAGUUAAUAAGUCUACACGACAUGAACAUGUAUUAUAUUCGGUGUGUUUCAAUUUUUUGCAUUGAAUCAAACUUAAUAUUUCAUUUUUUAGAUUUUAUUUUAACGAAAAAAAUACACUUAAUGUGAAUAUUUAACAUUGAGUUUUGACUUUCUUUUGCAACCAUAAAUGUCUAUUUGUCUGAUGAUUCAAAUUUGAAAUGCCCAUUUCAAGUACAUGUACACUCCAAGUACAUUUGUAAAUGCAGUGCCAGAAGCCAACCUACCAAGUUUCAUCUGAAUCAGAUCAGGUAUACCAUAGUGUAUGUGUCAGGAAUCAAUAAACAGUGUGUAUUACUGAUAAAAAACAUGAUUUAUAUAGUUAAUAUAUUCUUUUUGAGAAGGUAUUACACCUUUUAAGAAUACAUCAAUGCCAUGGAAAUAAUUCAAAUGUACACCAUGGUCUAGCAAUUGUAAAAUGUUCCUAUUGUUGAUCUGUUUGCAACGUAGAAGAAAGUGAUAAGUUUUACAUGUAGAAAUUUUACCUUUGUUGAUAUAUUUUGUAUUUUCAACGUACAGAAAAGAUGUGAUUGGUCACAAUUUAUGCAUACAGUAAACUUGAAAAUAAAAAUAAGACGUUUUAACAAUGGUUACAUUUGAAAUGUCUUUUUUGUGAUAAAACAACAACUUAGAUUUUGUUUUUAUUUUUUAAUAAAUUCAUUAUCGGCACAUUGCUUCUUCAACGAAGUCACAUAGUUGUUUUUCUCAGCAUGGAAACACAAAAUCUGCGUUACUUGAAAAAUUGAUACAUAUCAAAUUACAUACACUGUUGGGGCACAAAAUGAUGAAAAUAAUAUAAAAAUAGUAUGAGAGAAAAAUGACUCACUUUUAUCAAAAUAUCAUAUAGCUGCAUAUUUCAAUGGGUAAGUUUAUUUCUAUCCUGAAAAUCUCCUGUAAAGAAGAAAUUAAUUCUUGUAGAAUUCUAAAAUAAACGUCAUAUCAUGAAGCAAAUUCAGAACGCUUGUUCAGAGUGGACUAUACCUUUGUUAACUUGACCGCUUUGCUUCCUCUGUAGCACCACCAAAUGUUGACCACCUCCUCAUCUGAUGGUUGUGUACAAGUUCACCAGCUGAGCUCAGGGGAGCCCAUUCCUGUUUCAUCCUUGAAAGUUCAUAAUAUUGAGGCCUGGAUCACAGUUUCAGUUACUGAGACACCAAUGUUGUCUGCACAGGUUUGAUGUUAACUAAUGGGCUAGAAUAUGAAAAAGUCUUCUUCACUAAUACUCUUCAGUAAAAGCUAUGAUGAGCACCUCCUUGCGUGGAACUGCAGACAGAUGAAGCAUCCACUGGCAGACACACAUUUAGGCGGGACAUCUGUAGGGUCAAUUGGCACCCUGGUCACACACAGCCACGAUGUACAAUGGUUACCAUGUGGUGGACACAAAAUAUAUCUCAGAUGGAAAGAUGGAUGUAGUACAACACUAUGACAGAAAUGUUUCCCUUGGUUACGGUGCUGAUUGGUGUCAUAGCAACGUCUACAACAGCCUCGUAGCAACGUGAUCAUUUUAUAAUUAUUCCUUGCAAUUAUGGAAUUUUACAAUGAAAACUAGGAUGUUGGAUAAAUAAAAGUAAUUUUGGAAAAAAGUU
Messenger RNA from Magallana angulata, 2814 nucleotides. RefSeq names its product SH2 domain-containing protein 4A-like. The record is from RefSeq and is a predicted model, not a curated record. Bases 204 to 548 code for a protein of 114 amino acids. The transcript has 8 exons. Gene Ontology annotation, cellular component: cytoplasm. NCBI's taxonomy places the organism in Eukaryota, Metazoa, Mollusca, Bivalvia, Ostreida, Ostreidae.